Naegleria lovaniensis is the source of this 1782-nucleotide messenger RNA. RefSeq lists its product as uncharacterized. Lineage: Eukaryota; Heterolobosea; Eutetramitea; Acrasida; Naegleriidae. The coding region runs from base 1 to 1782 and encodes 593 amino acids. The transcript has a single exon. The record is from RefSeq and is a predicted model, not a curated record.
AUGUUGUUAUGGUUAUUAUUGUUACUUUCUUUGCUUUUAUUCAUCAUCAAAUUCUACAAGUGGUGUUAUCAUCACUUGUAUCAACCCUACCUGGAUUGUCAAAUUCAUUUACAACAUGUGAAAAGUGUUACAUCCAUUCCGAAUAACCCCAAUGCUCUUCUUGAUACCGUCGUGAUUGCUGGUGGUAGCUUUGCUGGUCUCUCGACAGCCAUUGUUUUGAGUCCAUAUUUUAAACAAGUGAUUAUUGUGGAUCGAGGUCACAUGAUUGAGAAUGAAUCAAUAACAGACUCGAGACAGGGACAACAAGCACACGUGAUUGCUUAUCGAUCGUUAUUGAUUUGGGAUCGAUUGUUUCCUGGAUUUUUGAAGGAAUUGGAGGAAUUGGUGAAAACGAACAAAUUGUGUCAAUUUGUAGCUCCAAACAAGGAAUUGAAAUAUGACUAUAAGGGAAUGAAUAUUUCAGACACUUCUGCCAUGAGAAAGAAUCCAAUGGUUGUUGCCACGAGAGGUCAAGUUGAAACAGUAUUAAGAAAUCGAGUGCGUUCCGAAUUAGGAAAUGUGAAAAUCUAUGAAGGUUAUUCCAUCGCUUCACAAGGUGUUCAUUAUGAAAAGAAGGGAAAUGUUUUGAAAAUUACCUCCAUCACUGCCACAAAAAUUGGUGCUAAUAAUGAGGAUGAGCAAUCAAACUCUGUCACAUUCCCUUGUGAUUUAUUUGUGAAUUGUGCUGGAGCUGGAUCUCAUCAUUUAUUGAAACACAUUGAAAAGGAUUUGCUUUCUCAACAACAGAACCAACAUUCAACAUCCUCUCAGACGAGUCUCCUCACUCAUUCACGUAUUGAUUGUAAAAUUCGAUAUCAAACCAUUCUAUUCGAACCCAAAGAAGGAAUUCUAGAUCAAGAUGGAAAAAUUGCACUCAAUACGGUCGAGAAAGUGGUCAAUCAAAAUCGAAAAUUAGGAGAUAUUUUCACAAUUGUGUAUCACAUGUUGUCAUAUCCGAGACGAAGAGGAUUUUUGGCCAUGCCUUAUUCCAAUCAUCAAUAUCUUAUUCUCAUUGCAACUUAUAAUCAAAAGAUGGAUCCCAUUGAUGAAGAAAAUGCAAAAGAACGAGUCAUUGAAUUUGCACAACAAGCAAGUUCAGAAAAUCCAUUACUUGAAAAGGAUGUUCGACAAGUCAUGUCAAAAUUCAAAGAUCGUGCCGUUCGAGUCAUUCCACUCUAUGAAAAAAGUGGAAGUGAAUUUGUUCAUUAUGAACAUUUAAAGAACAAUUUGGAAGGAUUUUUAGCCAUUGGUGACUCGGUCGCAAGUUUGAAUCCCAUUUAUGGACAAGGUGUGACCAUGGCUGCUGAAUCUGCCUUACUUGUUCAAGACAUGAUUCAAAAAGAAUUACAAAAGAAAACGAAUGAGAAUGAGACCUCACUCUUUCAAGCUUCGUUCUGUUCUCGAGUUCAGGAUGCACUUUCCAAGUCCUAUUUCAUUCCAUGGCUUCUCUGCUCAACGACGGAUUUGAGUUAUGAUUUUGCAAAUUUCACACCGGAUUUGAAAUUCCAACAUUGGAUCUCUCCCAUCAUGUGUUGGUUAUUGGAUCGAUUGUUUCAAUCGGCGAGUCAAUAUUCAUGGGCUACCGAAUACUUGUUACGAGUGAUAUUGAUGGAACAAGGUUUUCGAAAGGAAUUGAUGAAUCCAGUGUGGAUGUUUGGAUACUUGUUUUGGAAAGAAACAUUGGCUAUUGUGUGUGGAGUCGUGGCAACCAUGUAUUGGAUGUAUUCAUACAGUCUUUUUUAA